Molecule: messenger RNA, 702 nt
Organism: Scomber scombrus (Atlantic mackerel)
Lineage: Eukaryota; Metazoa; Chordata; Actinopteri; Scombriformes; Scombridae
Product: synaptogyrin-1-like
Exons: 4
Coding region: 1-702 (233 amino acids)
Cellular component (GO): synaptic vesicle membrane; neuromuscular junction
Source: RefSeq, a predicted model, not a curated record
AUGGAGGGGAUGCAGGCAUACGGAGCCGGGAAAGCCGGAGGAGCCUUCGACCCUGUCACCUUCUUCCAGCAGCCUCAGACCAUUCUCCGCAUAGUGUCUUGGCUCUUUUCCAUCGUGAUCUUCGGCUGCAUCGCCAAUGAGGGCUACGUCAACCCCGUCAAAGAAGAGAAGGAGUACUGCAUCUUCAACAGCAACCAGAACGCCUGUAACUAUGGCGUCUUUAUGGGCUCCAUGGCCUUCCUCUGCUGCAUUGCCUUCCUGGCUCUGGACAUCUACUUUCCCCAGAUCAGCAGCGUCAAAGAUCGCAAGAAGGCCGUGCUAGCUGAUAUCGCAGUGUCAGCAUUCUGGUCCUUCAUGUGGUUUGUGGGUUUCUGUUUCUUGGCCAACCAGUGGCAGGUGACCAAGCAUGAAGAAAACCCACUGAGGGAGGGUGGGGAUGCUGCCAGAGCAGCCAUCACCUUCUCCUUCUUUUCCAUCUUCACCUGGGCGGGCCAGUCCUUCCUUGGCUUCCAGAGAUACAAGCUGGGGGCCGACUCAGCCCUCUUCUCCCAGGAGUACACGGACCCCAGCCAGGAUGCAGCCGGAGCCCCUUACACCUCUUUCGGUGGGGACGACGUGGAGAGCCCAGAGGGAGGAGGGGGCAAGGCUAACAGCGAUGGGGCUUUCGAUGGCACCGCAGGUUACCAGCGCCAGGACUACUGA